This is a messenger RNA of Trichomonas vaginalis G3, 357 nucleotides long. RefSeq lists its product as uncharacterized. Bases 1 to 357 code for a protein of 118 amino acids. The record is from RefSeq and is a predicted model, not a curated record. Lineage: Eukaryota; Parabasalia; Trichomonadida; Trichomonadidae. The transcript has a single exon.
AUGUUUAGACCACUUUCGACAUCAAAAGCAAUCCAUCUUCUUAAUUCAGCGAAAAAUCAACCAUCAAACAAAAGAAAUAGCAAAUCAAAUCGAAACGUUCAAAAUAAAUAUAAGUACAAUGCUGAAAAAUUAAAUCUAAGCGAAAAAACAAUACCUCAGUUAAAGGAAAUUUACGAUCAACCAUUUGAACGUUAUAAAGAUGCUAUUGACGAGAAUAAAAGACUACAGAACAAAAGAUUUGCCGUUAUUCAAAGUAUAAAUCAAAUUCGAAAAGAAACAUCUACAAUUGAAGAAAGUAUUCAAAGACAAUCUACAUUAACUCCAAUUCCAAAAGAAAAAAUGCUAUUUACCGAUUAA